AUGGCCAGAACUAAGCAAGCUGCUAGAACCACCACCGGUGGCAAAGCUCCCAGAAAGCAACUCGCCUCCAAGGCUGCCCGCAAGUCUGCUCCUUCCGGUACUUCCGGCGGUGUCAAGAAGCCUCACAGAUACAGACCCGGUACUGUCGCUCUUCGUGAAAUUAGACGUUACCAAAAGAGUACUGAGCUCCUUAUUCGAAGACUUCCCUUCCAGAGACUGGUCCGUGAAAUUGCCCAGGACUUUAAGACUGAUCUUCGUUUCCAGUCCUCCGCUAUUGGUGCUCUCCAGGAGUCGGUUGAAGCUUAUCUCGUUUCCCUCUUUGAAGACACCAAUCUUUGCGCUAUUCACGCUAAGCGUGUCACUAUCCAGAAGAAGGAUAUCGCUCUGGCUAGACGUCUUCGUGGAGAGCGCAUCUAA
Messenger RNA from Magnusiomyces paraingens, 417 nucleotides. RefSeq lists its product as uncharacterized. The record is from RefSeq and is a predicted model, not a curated record. NCBI's taxonomy places the organism in Eukaryota, Fungi, Ascomycota, Dipodascomycetes, Dipodascales, Dipodascaceae. Bases 1 to 417 code for a protein of 138 amino acids. Gene Ontology annotation, biological process: rRNA transcription. The transcript has a single exon. Gene Ontology annotation, molecular function: structural constituent of chromatin; DNA binding; protein heterodimerization activity. Gene Ontology annotation, cellular component: nucleosome.